Molecule: messenger RNA, 2799 nt
Organism: Hermetia illucens (black soldier fly)
Lineage: Eukaryota; Metazoa; Arthropoda; Insecta; Diptera; Stratiomyidae
Product: gastrula zinc finger protein XlCGF57.1-like
Exons: 4
Coding region: 896-2485 (529 amino acids)
Biological process (GO): regulation of transcription by RNA polymerase II
Cellular component (GO): nucleus
Molecular function (GO): DNA-binding transcription factor activity, RNA polymerase II-specific; zinc ion binding; RNA polymerase II cis-regulatory region sequence-specific DNA binding
Source: RefSeq, a predicted model, not a curated record
UGACUCCUUAAUACUUGGAGAGAUACAAUCUGCAGUUUCCAGCUUCAUGUGUUGUGUGCUACAGACUACGAGUUGAUUGGUGAUAUGCUCCUUCCACGUCUUCAUUCGCUCGUCAGGGUGGGAGCUCAAUCUUUUUCUAACAUCCGAGGAACGUACAAGGAGAGAACUGAAAAUUCCUGCGAUGAUUUUACCGAUGAAAAUCUUCAAAAAAACCCUACACCCUCCACCAGCAAAAGCAUUCAAAACCACAUAUCCAAUGGGUCGUUUACGACCCAGUUUUUUCUUCAUUUCCCCAAAACAUUUUUGUUCCACACCAAUCAGAUGAUUUUCCGGACCUCUUCCGAUCAGCUGUCACUAUACCAACAAUGCACCAACAAUUCAAUUUCUCCACAAAACAAUUCCCGACUUCUGUUUUUCGUUGCUUCCAUGCGGCAACAACAAAAGGUCUAGCUUAGCAAACGUACACACGCAAACGUUUCUGUAAUCCCUGCAUCCGUUUAGCAGAAAUACUUCCGAUGUCAUGCAAUUUAAGAAAAAUAGAAAGUCAACGAUCAUUUCAGUUUGCAAUUUGUAUAAUAGAAUAAUUACUAAAUGGAAUUUUACGAUUCCCGGGAUCUUGGGAUUGCGAAGUUUUUGAUGAACAUUUCAAAGUGGAAUUAUUUUUCGUUAUUUAAAAUUCAGAUUUAAACGGUAUUAACUUUUGUGGAUGUAGAGUCGGGAUGGAGUCUAGUCGACGUGAGAUAAUGAAAUGGAAACUUUGUUAUAGCAGAAAAAAGUAAAUGUUACAUGCAAUUUAACGGAUUUCGCUAGCGACUUGCAACAAGGCAAUAAGGAAACGACACAGAAUGGCGGAUAUUACACAGCCUUGAGCAAAUAUAAUUUUUCAAAUAAAAAUAUGGAUGCAAAUGACGGUUUACCUUCAAUUCUCUGUGAACGAUGCAUAGCUCGUUUAACAGUUUGCUACGAGUUUCGUCGACAGAGUAUUCUCUCAGAUCGUCACCUGCGCGCAUUUAUUCAAAAAGUGAAUAGUGAAUUUAAAGAGGUAGCAAGUUCAUCAGCGGCAACAACCAUGACACUAAAUGAUGAAGAGAUGGGAUUACUGCUAGAAGCAGGAUACAAAUCUGAUGAAAUAUCGGUUGUCGAAGAUUCGACAUCCAAUGUGAAAUCAGAAAAGGAUGGAGUGAAAGAUGACAAUAUUCAAUACAUUCCUGAUUUAGAUGGCUACAUUCAGGAAGAUGUAACAGAGACCUACAGAGUAGAAGAAAUACAGUUUCAAGAUGGUGAUGAAGGCAGUCAAAUAGAAGAUGACGGGAUUGAAGAAGAAUAUCAUGUAGACGAGAACACACAAUUGGAGAGCAUCGAAAAUGAGGACGAGUCGUCGAACAUUGAAUACAUCGAAACUAAAACAAUCGAUCCUUUGGCAAAGUCAACAGCAAGAUCUCAUAUUUGCACAAAAUGUGACAAAGAUUUCAGUACCAAGACAAAUUUGAUGCGUCACGUCUUAACACACAGCGGAGUCAAACCUUAUCAGUGCAAUAUUUGUGGAAAUGGAUUUACUCAAAAUGGUUCUUUAAAACAACACAUGUUGAUCCACACCGGUGAGAGGCCAUAUAAAUGCCAAGUAUGUGGAAGGGGUUUCACACAAAGCAAAUCACUCACAUUCCAUAUGAGACGACACACGGGUGAAAAACCCUUUACAUGCGAAAAAUGUGGGUUGACUUUCCGUCAAAAAGACGGCUUGAAGCGUCAUAUGCAAAUGAAACACCUCGGCGCUGCUGCUGAAGCUCAUAUAUGCUCGAUAUGUCAACGAAUCCUGCAGUCGAAUUACUCUCUCGCCUUACAUAUGAAAAAACACACGGGCAACAACUCCAAGUAUAAAUGCGAAAUAUGCGAAAAGACAUUCUCAACAAAGUCAUCACUCGAGAACCAUACAAGACAGCAUACAGGUGAAAAGCCCUUUAAAUGUAACGAGUGUAAUAAAGAAUUCAGUCGAAAAUCGUCCUUGUUGGCGCAUGAAAAAUAUCAUAUAGAGGAAACACCGUACAAAUGUGAAGAAUGUAGUAAAAUGUUUGCCCAGCAUGAUCAAUUGCUGGCACAUAUUGAAACGCACAAAAUGAGAUCGCCGAAAACAUUUCAGUGCGGUAAAUGUUCUAAAACUUUUUCAAUAAAACGAAAUCUCCUCCAACAUCUUAGAAACCACAAUCGAGAUGCAAUGAUAAUGUACAGCUGUGACGAAUGCAGUGUCGCGUUCACCACAAAUCGCGAUUUAAAACUGCAUCGUAUUAACCAACAUAAUGAAACAGUGUCCGAUUUGAAUGAAUGUGACAUUUGCCGAAUCCCAUUUGUUUCCCUUCCUGAUUUGAAUCGUCAUAUAACUUCCGUUCAUGAUGCCAUAGACGAAAAAUGUGAGCAAUGCGAUCAGCACUUUUCAUCAAAAAAACUUUUAGAGGAUCAUCUAUUGGAACAUGAAUUGUGUUUAGAGUGAAUUUGAUGGGUGUACAUUUAAGAUAAGAAGAAUCCACGCUUGCAAUCAACUUAGGAACUAAUUCACAAUGUUUCAUUGUGUGAAUUCACCCCGAAAAAUAAUUGUUAAGCCCCAGGUCAAAUCCUAAUUCUGAUGAAUUAUUUUUUACUACAAUAGUUGUACUUUUGUACUCUUUUGAAAGUACAGUAUUUAUUCUGAGCUAUUAAAAAUCGUAUACACCACAGAAUAUUAUAAUUUAUGUAAUCUUUAAGUAGAUAUAAAUUUGUUGAAAAAAAUAUCAUUUCUUGUUUACAUAUUGGAGAGCAUUGGCGCCU